Messenger RNA from Colossoma macropomum (tambaqui), 5863 nucleotides. RefSeq names its product growth arrest-specific 2 like 1 (gene gas2l1). Gene Ontology annotation, molecular function: cytoskeletal adaptor activity; actin filament binding; microtubule binding. The transcript has 5 exons. Gene Ontology annotation, cellular component: stress fiber; actin filament; cytoplasm. The record is from RefSeq and is a predicted model, not a curated record. The coding region runs from base 140 to 3373 and encodes 1077 amino acids. Gene Ontology annotation, biological process: actin crosslink formation; regulation of microtubule polymerization or depolymerization; microtubule bundle formation. NCBI's taxonomy places the organism in Eukaryota, Metazoa, Chordata, Actinopteri, Characiformes, Serrasalmidae.
GCGCGCGCAGUGUGCGUGCACGUUGCUUGCAGUGAAAACAACCCAGACUGACGCGCACGGGGAUCCAGCGAGGAGCUGCACCGGAUAAAGGACACGCGCCGUUACCCCCGGUAACCCCGAGCGACCUCCACCAGCCAGGAUGACCGACCAGAGCAACAUCCAGUCUGCCGCGUGCAAGAGCAUCAGGCCGUUCAGGUCGAGCGAGGAGUACCUGUACGCCAUGAAGGAGGACCUGGCCGAGUGGCUGCACGCGCUCUACGGCCUGGACAUCACGGCGGACACGUUCAUGGAGAGCCUCGAGACGGGCUGCGCGCUCUGCGAGCACGCCAACAGCGUGAACCGCGCCGCGCGCCUCGUGCAGCCGUGGCGCCCGUGGCCCGACGUGGCGUACCAGGCGCGCGGCGCCGCGCCCGGCUCGUUCGUGGCGCGCGACAACGUGUCCAACUUCAUCGGCUGGUGCCGCGGCGAGCUGCGCGUGAAGGACGUGCUCAUGUUCGAGACCAACGACCUGGUGGAGCGCGGCAGCGAGAAGAACUUCGUGCUCUGCCUGCUCGAGGUGGCGCGGAGGGGCGCGCGCUUCGGCAUGCCCGCGCCCGUGCUCGUGCAGCUCGAGGAGGAGAUCGCGCGCGAGGAGAGCCGGGAAAGGGAACGGGAACGGGAACGGGAGCGGGAGCGCGAGGGGGGCACGGCCGCGGCGGCCGACGGCGGGCACGGGCGCGAGCGCAGGACGGAGCGUGAGCACGAGGAGGAGGAGGAGGAGGAGCACGAGCUCGCGCCCAUCUGGCAGCCGCAGAGGAGAGUGUGUGACAUGCGCAAUCUCGACGAACUGGUGCGUGAGAUCCUGGGUCAGUGCUCCUGUCCGUCUCAGUUCCCCAUGACUAAGGUGUCGGAUGGGAAGUAUAAAGUGGGCGACUCCAGCGCCCUCAUCUUCAUCAGGGUGCUGCGGACCCACGUGAUGGUGCGUGUGGGCGGGGGCUGGGACACGCUGGAGCAUUACCUGGAUAAACACGACCCCUGUCGCUGCAAUGCCUUCGCACACCGAUACCAGCAGGCCAAGGCCAGCGGUCAGGCUCCUCACAGUAAAAGCUCCAGCGCUCACUCUUCCCGCUCCACCAGCCCGGGACCGCACUGGAGGGGCGAGUCUAUGGCAGCGUAUAAAAGCCCUGACCGGCGCUCUCUGGAGCCUUCAUCCGCCGGCACGGCCUCGUCUUCCUCACGGCCCGGCAGAACGCACCAUGCAUCUGCAGACGCAGAGCCCGGGAGGACAGCGGCGACCACACUACUGCCCAGACCCCCUCGAGACCGAUCAGAGCCACGCCUCAAUCCCCUCAGGAAUAAGGACUCUCUCUUGCCGUUGACUCGUCGGCUCUCUGGAGACAGUGAUUCCUCCACUGCAUCCUCGAAAGGUGGCAGUGGAGGAGCAGGUGGAGGCCGUUUGUCUUUGGGAACUCGUCGCACUAAUGGGGAGGAGGUGGUCCUCUUGGUCAACCGGAAAGAAGGCAAGCACGUCAUUGAGCGCCCAGAGGGUGGAACCCAGAUCCCUUCCCUGCGUCCCCCUCAGACCAGAGCUCGCAGCGCCUCCAGAGAACGACCUGCACCCCCGUCCUCCAUUCUCAAACCUAGCCCACCCCAGGGCCCUGCGGAGGGGAACCGGGCUGCUCGACCAGAAAGGGGCAGGUCUCUAGGGCUGGAGGGGCCAAGAAGGCUCCAAGGUCCCCGCUCCCUCAGUCAGGGUAAAGCUCCUCUACGUGGUAGAGUGAGUGAAGCUAGCCCUGUAUCCCCUCGCCACAGAGACCACAGAGACCCCCAGCCCAAGGACGACCUGAGGCAAAAGCAAGUUCCUCCAGGUUCCCCCCGGUUGAGUGGAGGUCUUUCCAAGCGACAGACAUCCUCUUCGGCUUCCAGUUCACCCAUCAAAGGGGGCUCUGGAACCAGCAGCCCUGUGAAGAAGAGUGUAGUGACCCCACGACCUCCUGCCCCACGCUCGCCCUCUGUGGGGAGUCGUAGGCUCCUCCCACCUGUCUCUCAGCCAGGACGACGCUCUCCGCACUCCUCAAACAAAUCACCUCACCACCACCCACCACGGUCACCUCGGGUGGCACACAGCCCCCGAUCCACAGGAAGGCCACAGAGAGGAUGGGGUCACCAGCAAGUCCAGGAACCCCAGGAAGACGACAUGGGGCUGGGGUUCGGGUUCCAGCCGCUGUCUGGCCAGGAAGCUGCACAGCGUGAGAUGGAGCUGUACCGCAGCUUUGAGGCCGAGUUCCUGGCGAACACGCAGCAGCAACAGGCUCAAGCCGGCCAGACCAGAGCAUCUGCCACAAAGGAAGUAGGAGCUUUGCUUCCUGUCUCCUCCCAGCAUGGCUUUGGAGUGCUGGGUGAUCCCAACGUGACAGAUUCAGCAUACUCUUCCUCCAAUUCUUCUUCCUCCUCUCUAAACGUGGGAGGAAAACUGCCCGAUUUACGGGAAUCAAAACGGACUCGGAACUGUGCCCUGGAGGACCCCCCUGCACUGCUGCACAGCCAGACCCGAGUCGGCCUCCCCAAUGGUGGUCUACGGGAGCGGGAACGAUGGACUGGUCUUGGUGGGGGUCUCCGAAAACUCCCCGCCAUCUCCAGCUCAAUGGAGGAGGGCGAGCAAGUCCGAGAAUCAGACUUAAGACUCCCUUAUGCCCCCCGGCAGGUAAACGGGGUUCCCCUGGGUCUCCCCCUUGCUGAGGUGCCCAUGGAUGCACAGCUGGACUGGGCUGGGGUGGAAGGUGAUGUUCCAUUGGACGAUCACCGCCCAAAUCUACCCUACGACCAUAAGGAUGCUAACGCUAACACUAAUGAUGACCUCCCCCUUCCAGAGACGUUCCCUUCCCCCUUGCCGCCACCUCCAGAAGACUGCUCCUACAACGACUCCUCCAGUGAGAGCUCUUCUAUGUGUUUUAGUCUGAGUGAGCCUCUUUCAGAUGGAUCCUGCACCCCUCCGCCUCCUUCUCUGGCUAACGGAGACACCGAAAACACAGUUGUCCUCCGUGCCAAAAAGGGGCAGAAGAAGGCGGAGAGGGUGCCUUCCAUCUACAAGCUCAAGCUGCGGCCGCGGAUACGGCCUCGUACCGACAACAGGCCGGAAAACAGUCCGUCGAGAAUUCCGACGCCGGUCAGCUACAGAGACCAGCACCACCGACAACAACGGUCUCCUGCAAAUCUUUCUCCCCUUCAGACGCCCCCACAGUCGCCACGAUCUCACAGACACGCACCUUCCCACAAAGCUCUGCACCAAGCCUUCGCCGAUCUCAUCCACCCUCAGCAGAGAUCACCCGCCAUGGGAUCCAGAGAGCGCUCUUUCUCCCCGGAGUCCAGCCUGGACGGAGAGGCCUGGAUGUAGCACAGUGUUUGUAUGACGAUGCUAAAUAUAGCUGAAGAUGUAAACCCGUUGAUACGGGGUCAUGAAUGUAUCGCCGCAGGUGAUAAGCAAAGCAUGACAAAGAUAACUGGGGAUAAAGAGACUUCCUUAUUGAUAUUAUAAGGUCACGAGCAGAUCACCAAAGCAUAACGUUGUUGACGAGAAAGGUCACCGUCUGUCCUCGCUCUCUCCUGUGCAAGUGAAGGCACAGUGGGAUCACAAGGAAAAUGGACCAAACCAAACUGUGUCAGAAAAGACUGGAGUCGGAAAGCUGUCAUGUAGCAAGACGCUAGAGUGCUAACUACUGGGGCCAAAUGAUGGCAAAGGAUUACAUCGUUUAGCACAUUCAAUCACUGUCCAUGGAUAAAUCAGAAUCACCGAUAAGCAUGUCACGAAUUUCUCAUGUUGCAGCUCAGCCUGGUCUCUUUCCUCUGUUUGCUCGACUCAAAAAAGUCAUGGAAAUGGAAAUAAAACUGGGUGACUCUUUAUUUGAAGGCUACCAACAGAGGGCGCAUCACUGUCCAAAACAAAAAGAUGUGGUUUUAUUUUUGUCAAUUUUUUUCCUUUAUAUGUGCAACUGUCCUUAAUCUUGUGUAAGAAUUUCAUUAUGAAUAGACCAAUCGAAAUGCUCUAAAAUCGUUUUAUUACGUUAAUUUACAUCACAAGUUAAGAAUGCUUUUGCUUUCUUAUGUAAAAUUACAAUUUUGGAGAUACCUUUUUUUGGGACAGCGAUAAUAAGCGUUGAAUAAUGCAUAUUAAUACUUGCUUAUCCCAGCAAUCACAAGGUGGCAUAAGAUUUUUUAGGUAGGAAAUUAUAUUUUAUUGACAUAAACUGAAAGUUCUAUUUACAAAGCGUCAUAAUAAUUGAAUUUAAAAGGCAGGAGGCUGCUGGUCAGUUCAGUUUCCACUAUGUCAAACCAAUAUCAUCUUAUGUCAUCUUGCAAUUACUGGCACUGGCUAUUAAUAAAUGAAUCAAGCAUUGCUUCAGAAAUGUGUUAUGCAAUGCAGAUGCAUGUGUCAUGAAGUGCCUACGUAGGUAGCCUUCAAAUAAAGCGUAGCCAGAAAUUGCUACCAAAGGAUUACCAUUGAAAGGAUGUCGGGAUACCAGCUUAGCAUGCCGUUUGUCUUUGUUUGCGGCGAAGGAUUUGCUUCCGUCAUGCUAAUUGUGAAAUUGUGGCUUGUCGCUGUGUGGUUCAGAGCUCUGUCGAAUGUGUACCAUCUGCACAGCUCAGGAACACCAAGAGGAGGAAAUGAGAAGAUGACGAAAGACCCUCCGCUCGAGCGUCUCUGAAAGACAAAGGGCUGUGUUCUCCAGAUGUGUCACACUCACCUUACUGAGAAAUGGUGAACAGAAACUUCCGUUUCCAAUGGAAGUGAGACUUCCACUCAGAUUUCCCUUUCACAAGGACCCUGAUCGUGUCCUUGUUGUCGUGAGUCACUCCGCAGACAGCUUCCUGAGGUCUGACCUGGACCCAUAAGAUGAUGUCCUCUCCAACUGUCCUACAGAGAGACAGAUCUCUUGUAUUGCUACUGUCCACUGGUCAGCGAAGCUCCUGCUUUUAGAACCAUACUUUACGCUUUUAGGACUUUAAUUUUACCAAUCAACCACCACUUUUUAAUAUGUUUCAGGUUGUAGUUGUUAAGUUUUAAUCAAUUUUGAAAACAAUCUUUCCUUGUUUUAUGAAAUAACUAUUUUUUUAAUUGAUGGGGUUGAAGCAGUAGACAGCUGGAGCUACUACAGGGCUAGACGGCAUCGGCCUUUUCCUCGCUGAAUGUCCGAAUGCUUCAGAAAUGUCCCCAGCAUCCUUUUUGCUAUAAUAUUGCCUCUUAUUUGAACUUUUUCGCUCUGUUAGUUGGCGAUUGGAGGAUCGAUCUCUGUGGUGGCGCUAAGUUCUCACAGGGCCAGACUUGAUCUCAUAACGAGAAUACACUUCUGGGUAAUUUGUUAGUCUUUUGGUGCUGAUUUGCAGCUCUAAAACUCCCCCCAGAUUCCUCUAGUACGUGCUGUUUAAGCAUCUGGAGUACAAUCAAUAACACAAGCAAACCAAGCUAGCUAUCGUUAGCUAACUGUACGGUCAGCUUGUAAGGGUUCAUGUUUAUUUCUACUGCUCUGCAUGCAUAAUUGGACUUUUCAUGCUAACUUAUGUUACAUCCAUGGGCUAGCGAGCACCUUCCUAGGAUGUUCAGACUUAGUUUGUUCCCACCUUAAAAAGUACGUUUCCACCCAAAUGUAGCCCAAAGGUUCUCCUGACAGUCUCCAGAUGUUCUCGUUACAAAGUCACGUCUGGCCUCGUGAGGCUGCACAAGAAGAGGGAGUUUAGAGGAUAUUAUUUGGCAACCGUCCUGGUGUGAACUACGGCUGCACGAUAUAAACAUAACCCCACAUGCCAGUUAUAAUGCUGCUAAAUGCUUAUGAUACGAUCACCGUCCACUUUAUUAGGCACCUUGCGUCUACACUUAUUCAAUGAUCCA